UUAUUUAUUUCAUUUUUUUCAAGGCAAAAUGGAGAACGAUGGCGUCUUAUGUGGUAGCAAGAGCGUAUGGGCGAUUAAACGUGUUUCUAUUAUGAAGUAAUAAGGUUUAACAUAAUGCUAAAUAACUAAACAAGAACCACACAAUAGAAUAGGAGAACAAUAGCCACGUUCAUCCGUCUGUUCAGUUUUCUGUUUCAUUUAGACCGUUUCAGUGAGAAUUACAACGAACCCGCAGUAGACACUAAUGCUAUAUCAGGAGGGUAUUUUGCGAUGCGUUUUUUAAGAUCAUGUGCAAUUGUGAAUGCUUUUAAGACCUGGGACACGUUGUUAGAAGCGUGAAAUUGAAUAAGGUGAAACAGAUCAUAGAAAUCAUUUAAUGAAACAAAAAUCGCACUAUCUUUGAAAUAGAAAGAUAUUGUUAUCUAGCCAUUUUGACAAUCGAUAUAUCUGCCCAACCUAGUAACCUAGCUGGAAGGAGUAGCUAGCUAGCUAUUCUUGUAUCAACAUGGAACGCAUGUGAACGUGCCACACGCAAACCCAGAAACGGCAAGAAAGGGCUGCAGGAGAAAGAAACAAGGAAGCGAUCCGUGAAUAUAGCUAGCUCUAUCAAAGCUAAGUGUUAGCAAAUAUUAUUUCUAAUGCGCGACCAAGGAGUAUGCGACUCGUCACUAAGAGUUGACUGCAGAGGGGAUGUCGGGCAGUAAGGCUCUGGGCGGAGGGGCUCGGCGCCGGCGAACUCGAUGCCGGCGUUGCCAGGCCUGUAAGCGCACAGAGUGCGGCGAGUGCCACUUCUGCAAAGACAUGAAGAAGUUUGGCGGCCCCGGCAGGAUGAAGCAGUCCUGCCUGCUGCGCCAGUGCACGGCGCCCGUGCUGCCCCACACAGCGGUGUGUUUCGCCUGCGGUGAGGCGGGGAAGGAGGACACGGUGGACUCGGAGGAGGAGAAGUUCAGCCUGUCCCUGAUGGAGUGCACCAUCUGCAACGAGAUCAUCCAUCCCAGCUGCCUCAAGAUGGGAAAGGCAGAGGGCAUCAUAAACGACGAGAUUCCAAACUGUUGGGAAUGCCCCAAGUGCCACAAGGAGGGCAAGACCAGUAAGGACCAGGGUGAUGGUUUGGGCAAGAGGCGGUCGGACAACGGAGAGGUGGGGCGCUGGAAGCUGACUGACGACCCGCCCCCCAGCAAGAAGAAACCCCCCUCCCUGGAGGACGGCCCCCGGCAGGAUGGACACAAGCGCAAGAAGGAGAAGGAACUCCCCCAGGAGAGCGGGCCCAAGAAAAAAAUGAAAGGUGCUCGAGAAAAACACCUAAAAAAGAAGCAGAAGCCCAACUCCGACGCGUCCGAGACCAACGGACCCAACUCCUCCUCCGGCGGGGGUCAGGGUUCGGGGGGCGGGUCCAACUCGGGGCCGGCAGCGGGCGGCGGGGCGUCGGCGGCGAGCCAGGACCAGCGCUCCCACCAGCGGGAGAAGCUGGAGCGCUUCAAGCGCAUGUGCCAGCUGCUCGAGCGGGCGCGGGACUCGUCCUCCUCCUCCUCGUCCAGCUCCGAGUCCGACUCCGAGUCCGACUCCGACUCGCCGUCCGGCGGGGGCGCCUCCGACCCGUCCUCGCCGCCCGUCGCCUACGGCAACAGCGGCGGCAGCUCCAGCGCGCGGGAACGGGAGAGGGAACGGGAGCGCGAGCGCAACCGGCGGCUGGCCGAGCUGGGCUUCAGCGCCAGCGAUGACUCGGAGGGGGACGGGCCCGAAGACGAGAAGGAGGAGCGUCCCGAGGAGACGAGCGUCAGCGCCGACAAAUCAGCGGCCGCGCGUCGGCGAGGGGGAGGAGACUCCGGCUUGUCUCAGCGCGGACGGAAGGCGGUGAAGGAAGAGCCUCAGGACGAGCAGGACGGCACGGAGAGAGGUCGGAAGGGCACGCCACUGCCCCCGCCCUCCCCUCUUUCCUCCAGCCAAUCACAGCCCUCCUCUGGCCACGGGGGGCCCUCGCCCAAUCAGGACGGUUUCUCCUCGUCCUCGACCUCCGCCGGCAAGCGCAGCAACGGGCAGGAGGCUCGGAACGGGCGCACGCGCGCGGGGGGAGGCCGCGAGACGCAGGAGAAGGAGAACGCCAACAACAGCAGUGGCGGCGCGGGAGGGCUGGCCAACCACAGACACGCCGGCAACAAGAGCGGCCGCAGCGGCAGCAACAAGAUCCGUAGCGCCAACCGGCAGAACCAGCAGGGCGGCGCCAGUGGUGCCGGGCGAACUGGAGCAGGGGGCGCCAUCUCGGCCACCACCACCACGGCCAACGGGAGCGGGGCGCUGUUGCUGGGCAACCCUGCGGGCGGUCUGGCGGCGACUCCGCGGUCGCAGGCGUCUCGGCUGGCGGGGGGUCAGCAGCGCUCGCAGCUGGUGAAGCGGAGCCCCCCCGCCGUGCCCUCGCCGCCGCGGCCCGUGCAGAUGGAGCGGCACCUGGUGCGGCCGCCGCCCGCCUGCCCCGAGCCCCACUGCCUGCCCCUGGACGGGGGCGCCUCGCACGUGCUGCCCCGCGACGUUUGGCUGCGCGUCUUCCAGGACCUCAGCCAGCGCGAGCUCUGCCUCUGCAUGCGCGUCUGCCGCACCUGGAGUAGAUGGUGUUGUGAUAAGAGGCUGUGGACUCAGAUAGACCUGAGCCGGCAGCGCUCUAUCACCCCCCCAAUGCUGAGUGGUAUAAUCCGCCGGCAGCCCGUGUCACUGAACCUGGGCUAUACCAACAUCUCCAAGAAGCAGCUCAUGUGGCUUAUUAACCGCUUGGAAGGCCUGCUGGAGCUGGACGUGUCAGGGUGCCCGUGGGCGUCGGUGUCGGCACUGUGCCAGGCUGUGUGCCCGUGUCUGCGCCUGCUGGACCUCAGCCGCGUCGAGGACCUCAAGGACUCCAACCUGAGGGAGCUGCUGGCCCCGCCCAACGCCGACACACGCUCAGCUCACGGGGAGAAUCGAGGCGGGCGCUUCCAGAACGUGACGGAGUUGCGGCUGGCGGGAUUGGACGUGACGGACGCCACCUCACGGCUGCUGGUCCGAUACCUGCCCCACCUGACCAAGCUGGACCUGAGUCAGUGUGGGAACAUCACAGACCAGACCAUCCACACACUCACAUCGCCCAUCUCUCCACUGCGGGAGAGUCUCACACAUGUCAACCUGGCAGGCUGUGUGAAGGUGACAGAUCAGUGUUUGCCGCUGCUGCGCCGCUGUGCCUCGCUGCAGAGUGUGGACCUGCGCUCCUGCAGCCUGCUGGCCCCCGACACCUGCCAGCUCCUCUCCUUCCCCCUGCCCACGCCCCCGCCACCGCCCCACGAUGACAGAACGCUGCUCAAAAACAGCUAAGGAACCCUACCCUGCCCGCCUGACCACAGAACGCUGCUCAACAACAGCUAAGGAACCCUACCCUGCCCGCCUGACCACAGAACGCUGCUCAACAACAGCUAAGGAACCCUACCCUGCCCGCCUGACCACAGAACGCUGCUCAACAACAGCUAAGGAACCCUACCCUGCCCGCCUGACCACAGAACGCUGCUCAACAACAGCUAAGGAACCCUACCCUGCCCGCCUGACCACAGAACGCUGCUCUACAACAGCUAAGGAACCCUACCCUGCCCGCCUGACCACAGAACGCUGCUCAACAACAGCUAAGGAACCCUAAUCUACCCCCCCCCCCCCCCCCUCUUCCAACCACGCGCUGCUCAACAACAGCUAAGGAACCAUCCCUUCUCACCCUCACCCGACCCUGCAAUGCUGCUUCAGAACAGCUGAGGAACCCACCCACACAGGACCCCACCCCACCCGACCCGACCCGACCCAAGCCCAACUGACCCUACUGGACGGGACCGGACCGGGCCACACUACAGCUCUGAGCGAGGGAGCGAGCAAGACCGAGAGAGAGAGAGAGAGAGAGAGAUGAUCUGGCAGGACGGGUAGAGUGGGGGAGAAGGAGGAGGAAUAAAAAAGUAGGGGAGAAGAAGACGAGAGGAGAAACCGUUGACAACCAUUAAGACCCAAUCCCCACCUUACCCAGCCCUCCCUUGCUGCAUAUCUGAACAGACAAACAAACAAACAAACAAACAAACAAACAAACAAACAGUCAGGGAGGCUGACUAAAUUUAGCAUGUACAUAUUCUGUAUCUGUACAAUGGGUGUGUCUGUGUGUGUAUAUAACUGUAGUUAACUGUAAAUUAUCCACGGUCUGCUCCCUUCUCUGCCUUCAUCCUACUUCACACCUGACCCUCUCCAAGUCCUUGGUUUUCCCCCACUGCACAGGACCGCCGCUCACCACUCCCUUUCAAACACAAACACACACUCACCUCCCUCCACCCCUAACUG
Clupea harengus (Atlantic herring) is the source of this 4329-nucleotide messenger RNA. It is a transcript of the gene fbxl19, whose product is annotated as F-box and leucine rich repeat protein 19. Lineage: Eukaryota; Metazoa; Chordata; Actinopteri; Clupeiformes; Clupeidae. Gene Ontology annotation, molecular function: zinc ion binding; DNA binding; protein binding. The record is from RefSeq and is a predicted model, not a curated record.